AUGGCUGCUGUUACAAAUAACACACCAAUACCAAAUUCAGUUGUAACAUCCACUCGUUUCACUGAUGAAUAUGAUCUUAAAGAAGAACUUGGCAAAGGUGCAUUUUCAAUUGUAAGACGAUGUAUACAAAAAAGUUCUGGACAAGAAUUUGCUGCAAAAAUUAUUAAUACAAAAAAAUUAUCCACUCGAGAUCAUCAAAAACUCGAAAGAGAAGCUCGUAUUUGUCGACAAUUAAAACAUCCUAAUAUUGUUCGUCUUCAUGAUAGUAUUGCUGAAGAAAAUUUUCAUUAUCUAGUUUUCGACCUAGUUACCGGUGGUGAAUUAUUUGAAGAUAUUGUUGCUCGAGAAUUCUAUAGUGAAGCAGAUGCUAGUCAUUGUAUUCAACAAGUACUUGAAGCUGUACGGCAUUGCCAUGAAAAUAAUAUUGUACAUAGAGACUUAAAACCGGAAAAUCUUUUACUUGCUAGUAAAACAAAAGGUGCAGCUGUCAAGCUUGCCGAUUUUGGUCUUGCCAUUGAAGUCAAUGGUGAACAAACACAGUGGUAUGGUUUUGCUGGAACUCCUGGUUAUCUUAGUCCUGAAGUACUUAAAAAAGAACCCUAUGGUAAACCCGUCGAUAUAUGGGCAUGUGGUGUUAUUUUAUAUAUUCUCCUUGUCGGUUACCCACCAUUUUGGGAUGAAGAUCAACAUCGUUUAUAUAAUCAAAUAAAGGCUGGCGCCUAUGAUUAUCCAUCACCUGAAUGGGAUACAGUAACAACUGAAGCAAAACGUUUGAUUGAUUCAAUGCUUAAUAUUAAUCCGAGUCGACGUAUUAGCGCGACUGAUGCUCUUAAACAUCCAUGGAUUUGUCAACGAGAACGCGUUGCUGGUACGAUUCAUCGACAAGAGACUGUUGAUUGUUUACGUAAAUUCAAUGCACGACGAAAAUUAAAGGGAGCUAUUUUAUCAACAAUGUUUGUCAACCGUACAUUAAUACCUAGUAAUCGGUCUCGACCAACAACUCAAAGUGGUAAUAGUGCCAUUAAAGAAUCCGGCGAUAGUAAUAGUGCAACUAUUGAUGAUGCCAAUGAUAUUGAACGAAUUGAUCGAUUAAGCUUAGAAAUAACUAAAGUAACCGAACAAUUAUUACAAGCAAUUGCAAAUAGUGACUAUGAAAUGUAUAAAUUACUAUGCGAUCCAAAAAUAACUUGUUUUGAACCUGAAACUAUAGGAAAUCUUGUUGAAGGUCUUGAUUUUCAUAAAUUUUAUUUUGAUACAGUCUUAUCGCCUAAAGCAAGUAAACCAACAAUUAAUUGUACAAUGUUAACACCAGUUGUGCAUACAUUAGGAGAUGAAUCAGCUUGUAUAGCUUAUGUUUUACUUCUUCAAUAUAUUGAUCGAAAUGGUCAACCACAAAGUGUCCGAACAGAAGAAACUCGUGUAUGGCAUAAAAAAGAUACUCGUUGGCAAUGUGUUCAUUUUCACCGUUCUGGUAUGCCAAUUGCUGCAGCCAUAAAAUCUUCAUUUUCAACUACAUUAUUAUAA
Molecule: messenger RNA, 1524 nt
Organism: Rotaria sp. Silwood2
Lineage: Eukaryota; Metazoa; Rotifera; Eurotatoria; Philodinida; Philodinidae
Source: the annotation of a GenBank genome assembly